Molecule: messenger RNA, 1416 nt
Organism: Zea mays
Lineage: Eukaryota; Viridiplantae; Streptophyta; Magnoliopsida; Poales; Poaceae
Exons: 5
Coding region: 87-1157 (356 amino acids)
Biological process (GO): proteolysis
Cellular component (GO): cytoplasm
Molecular function (GO): cysteine-type endopeptidase activity
Source: RefSeq, marked provisional
GCAGGCUAACCGAGGAGCUAGCUAGCCAGCAACGCGUAGCAAGCAGCGCAAGCAAAGCUCCGAGCGCCCGGCCGGCUAGCUUCGCCAUGAACAUGGGUGGAAGGUCCCCGGCGGCGACGACGAUCCGGUGCAAGUACUGCAGCGCGAGCCUGACCGUGUGCGCCGGCGAGCGCGCCAUCCAGUGCGCGCAAUGCUGCGGCGUGACUCGCAUCCGGCGGUCGCUGUCCUCGCGGCUCCCGCUGCCGGCGCUGACGAGGCCGGCUUCCGUCGCGGGCUUCCCGCCGUGCGGCGGCCGCGGCAAGAAGCGCGCCGUCCUGAUCGGCAUCACGUACGGCGGCGCGCGCCGGGGCUGCGGCGAGCUGCGGGGCCCCAUCAACGACGUCAAGUGCAUGAGGCAGCUCCUCUGCCAGCGCUUCGCCUUCCCCAGCGACGGCAUCAUCAUGCUCACUGACGACCAGAAGGACCCGUUCCGGGUGCCCACCAAGGACAACAUCCGGAUGGCGAUGCAGUGGCUGGUGCAGGGGUGCAGCAGCGGCGACUCCCUGGUGUUCCACUUCUCUGGGCUGGGCGCGCAGGUCGCCGACGCGGACUGCGACGAGCAGGACGGGUACGACGAGGCCAUCUGCCCGGUGGACUCGUUCCAGAAGGGCCCCAUCCUGGACGACGAGAUCAACGAGACCAUCGUCCGGCCGCUGGUGCCCGGCGCCAAGCUCCACGCCGUCGUCGACGCGUGCCACAGCGAUUCCGUCCUCGACCUCCCCUUCCUCUGCAACAUGUCCAGGACCGGGAACUGGCAGUGGGAGGAUCACCGUCCACCGUCGGGCGUCUGCAAGGGCACGAGCGGCGGCCAGGCGGUGCUUAUCAGCGGCUACAGCGACGGCAAAAGCAAGUUCAGCAUGACGCCGGAGGCCUGCGCGGCGGUGGGGGCCAUGACCCACAGCUUCAUCAAGGCGGUGGAAUGCGAGCCCCAGGGGGUCACCUACGGCCGCCUGCUCACCUCCAUGAAAGCCAUCAUGACCAACGCCGGCGGCUGCAACCAGCAGCUGCAGGGCGCCUGCGCACCCGCCCGCAAGGUCGUCAACUUCAGCGGCGUGCAGGAACCUAACCUGUCUUGCUCGGAGAUGUUCGACGUCUACCGCAAGCCCUUUGCGCUGUGAACCUCCUCUGCAUUGCCAUUGCCUUUGCAGACUACCACAGAUUCCCGUCUGGACUCUAUAUAUAAAUUACCGUGACGGAAUAAUAAACCAGACGGAUUUAUAUUAUAUAUGAUGAUAUGUCAUAAUGUGUGCCUUAAUUGUCUUGCGGCCAAUAAUGUGUGUCCAUGUGUCGAUCGGUUACCGGCCCUGAGCCAAGCUUAUAGCCUGUGGACCGACGACUUUGUUGACCAUUAUAAAUACAAUGUUGAUAAUGUUUAUA